Messenger RNA from Nothoprocta perdicaria, 1092 nucleotides. It is a transcript of the gene MAB21L3, whose product is annotated as mab-21 like 3. The transcript is spliced from 6 exons. The record is from RefSeq and is a predicted model, not a curated record. Lineage: Eukaryota; Metazoa; Chordata; Aves; Tinamiformes; Tinamidae. Bases 1 to 1092 code for a protein of 363 amino acids.
AUGAAACCAUUCAGAGAUGAUGAUGUAGAAAUUUACAUCCACAGCAAGGUCCUGCCACGGCACUAUCUGGUAUCCAAAGCAGUGGAGGAGGUGCAGAAAAUCGUCCAGCAACUGACCUCAGAAAUCAGCCGUAAGGCCUCACGAUUCCAGCCUAUCUACAACUCUGGCAUUCAUAAUGAGAAUAUUAAGGUCUUAGCACCCAGCCAGUUCGUCAUCACCGUCCCUCUGCGUGGCCUGUUUGGCUACAGGGAACACCAGACACGGCACUGGCGUUACUACACCGUGCAGGGAGCCAAGCUCCACUCCUCCGUGCGGGACCCCGAGGAAUUGCACCAGUGGCUUGAGGUGGAGCAGUUCGCCAAAAGCCUUCCACAAUGGCAUGAGAACGACGUGAACAUCGAAGGGGAUCUGGUUCCAGCCAAAGUCCUGACCGUCUUCCGGGAGCUGGUGGAGAAGUCAAUUAUCUCCUGUAACCUUUCCAAUAAAGUGACAAUGCUGGAGAGCUUCAGCUCAGUGGUCCGGGUGGCUGUGGAGACAUCCGAAUUGCAAGUUGAGGUAGAGCUGGCCCCCGCUGUGGAGAUUCCAACUUGCUGGCCCAAGAAAUCCAAGUGGCCCCGUUGCUUUAAGCAUUGGCCUUCUCAGGAAAAAGUGCAGUGCAUCAAGUCACUUGGUUUUGACCUCCUGGCCCGCUCCAGUUACCACUGGCAGCUGUGCUUCUUCCGUGCUGAGCACGUACUCAUGCAGGGGCUCGAUGAAGAUGGUGGUUGUCGCAUGAAGUGCUUCCGAGUCAUGAGGCAGAUGAAGGAAGAUGUCUGGUGUGCUGGGAAUAAGCCUGUCAUCACAGCCUAUCACCUUCAGACGGUGCUAUUCUGGACGUGUGAAAAAUACCCACGCACCAAGGACUGGUGCUGCUUUCGCGAAGCCUUUCUGAGGCUGGUACGGAAGCUGCACAAGUGUGUAAGCCAGCACUUCCUCAAGCAUUAUUUUGUGAAGAACACCAACCUGCUCAAAUACACCAACACCAGCGACCUGGACCUGGUGGCCAACAAGCUGGCGGUCUUCUUGGAGAACCCCGUGCUCUGCCUAGACUGA